Molecule: messenger RNA, 1692 nt
Organism: Ustilago hordei
Lineage: Eukaryota; Fungi; Basidiomycota; Ustilaginomycetes; Ustilaginales; Ustilaginaceae
Exons: 1
Coding region: 1-1692 (563 amino acids)
Source: RefSeq, a predicted model, not a curated record
AUGUACUCACCACCAUCGACCUCAACAGUCGGGCCGGCGCCGCCAAAUCCGCCGGCGGACAAGAAAGACAUUACACGAUCAGAAUCCGAAGACUUUGCACGUAUUGAUGCUGCCGACCGCAUCCGCUCGGUUGUACGCACCACAAAACUCGAGAAGACUCUCGACGAACAACGUCGCGGAGAAAAAAAUGAUGCAGCUUCACGCUGGCAUAGGGCCGGCUUCAUGGCGGAGCAGCUCGGCAAGCAGGAUUCUGCACCGGCGCCUGCUGUCCGAGGAGAGGCAGCGAACCGAACAAAGGUGACAAACUCACCUCCAACUUCGCCGCCAGCGACGGUCAACUCCAUAACACAGCAACUUCUAGGUUCAAGUUUCCUCGACAAGUUGCCAUUCUCAUUCAAGAACGAGGCGGAGAAGGAGGAGUUCCUCAAAGAGUCGAAGGUUUUGACCAAACGAAUGGAGGAUCAGAACUGGCUGGAGAUGCUCGAUCCCAAGCAUCGCUACGGAAGCAAUCUCAAGCACUACCAUCGAUACUGGAAUUUGAAAGCUGACACACGGCAAAACUUCCUGCAAUGGCUCGACGAAGGAGAUGGCAGAGAACUCAGCCUGGAAGAAUGCCCAAGGUCGAAGCUCGAGGAAGAACGCAUCAGAUAUCUGACAGCAGACGAAAGGCGCAACUACCUCACUUUCAUCGACAAUGAAGGCGGUGUACCACCAGUACGGCGCUUCGACCAACUGCGAUCACAUCUCAAGCCUCAUCUAGGCAAGGGCCGCUUACGUUGGUGUCGCACCGGUGAGCUCGUCAACACCUCCAAAUAUGACCAUGGCGAUCUUGGAAAGGGACGCGGUAUCGCUUUACGGCAGUCCCAGGAGUGGCAAGAUGCGAUUGCGACAGGCGGGGUAUCUGAUGUCGUCCGUGACGACAAGAUCAAGUACCGCAGGAGCACAUCAACAGACUCGUCUUACAGUUUCACUUCUGACUCCAGCUCUUCGGCAGCGGUCGCGUCAUUCGAUCAUGAGCUGUCACCUCACAAGGAGAAACAAGAUCCUCAAGUCACUUCUGCAUCAAGCAGUCACACGUUCACGCAUGGCUCCAAGCCAGUCACAGAUCCGGAAGAGAAGCAACAGAGCCGCAGAGAAAAGCUCCUUGAGAAGGCCAAUCUCGGCCCCAAGUAUCUUCUCAAACACAAACUCGGCCUUUAUCCAACCUCAAAGCGUCAGCAAAUUGUCCGAGGCCACUCGGAUACAGAUCACAAAGAUGAAGGAAACGAGUUACGUCCAGAUGCUCUCAUUCGCAGACGUAAGGCAGAUACUUGGAUCUUUGUGACCGACUUGUCGUACAACAUGUACAUCGGCAUUAAGCAGCGUGGUCGCUUCCAGCAUUCUUCACUCCUAGCUGGGUCUCUGGUCACUGUCGCUGGUGUACUUAAGGUCAAGGAAGGCGUCAUUGUCUCGAUCUACCCAUGGAGCGGACACUACCGCUCGUCAUCUCAGCACUUUGAAGAGUUUAUCCGACGUUUGCAGGAACGUGGUCUCGACACGAGCCAGAUCAAUGUUACCAAGAACAAGUGGGUGAUCGAGGUGGUCAAUCGAUACGGUAUGUAUCGCAAGGCAAAGGACCGCAAGGUGAAAGAGUUGAAAGACAGAGCUCAUGAAGCUUGGGAUUCCUGCACUUCGUUUCAGCCCACCUCAUGA